This is a messenger RNA of Cladophialophora yegresii CBS 114405, 1368 nucleotides long. RefSeq lists its product as uncharacterized. The record is from RefSeq and is a predicted model, not a curated record. The transcript has 2 exons. Bases 1 to 1368 code for a protein of 455 amino acids. Gene Ontology annotation, molecular function: lyase activity. NCBI's taxonomy places the organism in Eukaryota, Fungi, Ascomycota, Eurotiomycetes, Chaetothyriales, Herpotrichiellaceae.
AUGGCAACCCUGCGCAUUGCAGAAUGGUCUGUCGCCCUCUCAUACAGCGACCUCCCCAGCUCGGUGGUGGAUGCGGCCGUCCGCUCCUUCUACAACUGGCUUGGCUGUGCGUUGGGCGGAUCAAAUCACCCUACCACGACGACUGCGGUGAAAGCUCUAUCCCCGUUCUUUGGGAAGGAGACGUCCAGCUUAUUGGGCGGUCAGUCGACGGGGAGUGGUGCAGGGAAAGCAGACGCCAGUCACUCGGCAUUGAUUAAUGGCAUCGCGAGCCAUGUGCACGACUAUGAUGAUACGCAUCUAGAGACGAUCAUCCACCCGACGGGGCCGGUGGCGAGUGCGUUGCUUGCGCAGGCCGAGGCACUGACAGCACAAGGGAUGACGGUGUUGGGAGACGACUUCUUGCUCGCGCUGGUGGUGGGCAUUGAGGCUGAGUGUAAACUCGGGUUGGCGGUAUGGCCGAAGCACUACGAUGUGGGAUGGCACAUCACGUCAACAACCGGUGCUAUUGGCGCUGCCGUCGCGGCCAGUAAACUCCUCUCCCUAUCUGCAGAGCAGACAGCACACGCCAUCGGGAUAGCGUCGACCCAAGUCACCGGCCUGCGCGAAAUGUUUGGAUCGGACACGAAAUCCUUUCAUGUAGGACGGUCGGCUCAGAAUGGGUUGUUAGCAGCCAUAUUGGCCUCUCAGCGAUUUACGUCCUCGACGUCAGCCUUGGAGGCUAAGAGGGGUUGGGUCAACGUCGUUGGACAGGGGAUCAAUCGGUUAGACGAAUUUGUGGGAAGUCUAGGGAAGGUAUGGGAAAUCGAGAAGAACGCAUUUAAGCCGUUUCCGUGCGGGAUUGUGGUGCAUCCGGUCAUUGAUGGGUGUAUCCAGCUGCACAAGGAGAUGGAAGAGAAGGAAUUGGAUAUGCAAGGGAUUAAGAGCGUGAAAUGUAGAGUCCAUCCUCUGGUGUUGGAAUUGACCGGCAAGAAAACUCCACAGGACGGCUUACAAGCCAAGUUCAGUGUAUAUCAUGGUGGCGCGGUGGGGCUGGUGCUGGGGAAAGCUGGACCGGCCCAGUACGCGGACGAAGUUGUGAGGAGUAACGAGAUUGUCUCGAUCAGGGAUAGAAUCGACGCGACGGCUGGCGAGAAGUUGGGUGCUGACGAGACGGAGAUUGUGGUCGAAUUUCAGGACGGCAAGGAGCUGAAGAAGCACGUCAAGCAUGCGAUUGGGAGUCUCGAGGUCCCAAUGACGGACGAGCAACUGCAGGAGAAGUUCCUCGACCAAGUGAGUCUGGUGCUUGGGGACGGUGCGAAGAAGGCGAGUGACAUUGCUUGGAGUUUGAAGGGUGUCGGCGAUGUUGCUACACUGGUAAAAACUUUGUGA